Messenger RNA from Dendrobium catenatum, 1159 nucleotides. RefSeq lists its product as uncharacterized. The record is from RefSeq and is a predicted model, not a curated record. Gene Ontology annotation, molecular function: protein binding. Bases 1 to 1152 code for a protein of 383 amino acids. Lineage: Eukaryota; Viridiplantae; Streptophyta; Magnoliopsida; Asparagales; Orchidaceae. The transcript has 3 exons.
AUGUGGUUGGAGUCAGACCACAUGAAUGCAGGCGCAGGCGCGGAUUUGAGGCGCAAGGCGUGGGCACGAGGCCCCGAGUGCAAGUGGACCACAGGAUUCGAAAGCAAGACGCAUGGGUUACGUGGUGUUAACAGUCAAGCGGACAUUAUAUUGGUGGGGAAGAUCAACGGGGCUGUUCUUCGAGGACAGCAUUUAUGUUUUUGUGUAUAUCUAGAACCAAGGCGGCGGCGGCGGAUCCUACGGACCAACUCCAGCAGCAGACCACACCCCUGCGACUUCUCAAACGAAAAACAAUUUCUUGCCUACAAAGUAAUCCAACGCUUUAAAAAAACAAUAACCUGCGACCCUCGCAACAUAACCCAAACUUGGUCCGGUUACCGACCCUGCACUUACCGCGGCUUCUUCUUCGAAACGCCCCCUGGCCUCACCAAUACCCCCACCAUCGCAUCCAUAGACUUCAACGGCUACCGGCUCUGCUCCCCUGCUCUCACCGGCUUCGUCGACAACCUUCCCGACCUCGCCCUUUUCCACGCCAACUCAAACAAUUUCUCCGGCACCGUUCCGAAUCUCUCUAACCUUCCUUUCCUCUACGAACUGGACGUCAGUAACAAUCACUUGAGCGGUAAUUUUCCGACCAAUGUUCUCCGACUCAGUAACCUUACCUUCCUUGACAUCCGGUUUAAUAGGUUCGCCGGUUCGGUUCCGGGUUUUAUUUUUACACUCCGGCUCGAUUAUCUUUGUCUUAAUAAUAAUCAAUUUGAUCAACCGCUUCCUGCUGAUAUUGGGAAUUCACCGGUAAUGUAUCUGACAUUGGCCAACAAUGGAUUUACGGGUCCUCUCCCACCUUCUAUCUGCAAUGCUUCCAAUACUCUUCUUGAGGUGCUGUUCCUGAACAACCACCUCUCCGGCUGCCUCCCGGCGGAAAUCGGCAGUCUGAAAAAAGCCACAGUAUUCGACGCCGGCUAUAACCAACUGACCGGCACCAUACCCUCCUCCUUCGCCUGUCUACUAAAGAUCGAACAGCUCAACCUCGCCGUCAACAAACUCUACGGCGAAGUUCCCGACGCCUUAUGCCGACUAGCUGACGUCGGAAGAUUACUUAACCUCUCUCUUUCCCAAAACUACUUCACCAAAAUCGGCCCCUGUUGCUGAAGCUUGA